Molecule: messenger RNA, 2955 nt
Organism: Malus domestica (apple)
Lineage: Eukaryota; Viridiplantae; Streptophyta; Magnoliopsida; Rosales; Rosaceae
Product: G-type lectin S-receptor-like serine/threonine-protein kinase B120
Biological process (GO): protein phosphorylation; recognition of pollen
Molecular function (GO): ATP binding; protein serine/threonine kinase activity
Source: RefSeq, a predicted model, not a curated record
AAUUCAAGUUGGGUCCCAUAAUUUCGCUAACUGUCAGAAAAGCGUGUCCGAAUCAGACAUCAGCAGCAGAACGCCGCCAUUUGCUGACUUUACCGCCUUUACACACGCAUCCCAGCUUCUUCCAUUCUACUUCUAGAUUUUUUGUUCGCUGCUAAUGAUUACCUGCAAUUCUCUGAGUUCAUCAAAUGGGAAUCGGUAGCAAAAACCCAGGUUCCAGAAUUUGUAUUUUCUCAUUCGUUUUCUGCUGCUAUCUUCCUCUGUUUUGCUCUGCGUCGAGUUCGAUUUCGCAGGGCCAGUCUAUACAAGAUGGAGAAACGCUGAUCUCAGAUGGGCAAAUUUUCGAACUGGGUUUCUUCCGUCCGGGGAAUUCAUCGUUCCGGUACGUCGGAAUUCGGUAUUACAACAUUUCAGACCCGCCAGUGAUCUGGGUUGCAAACAGAGAAAACCCAAUUUCUGGUGAAUCUGGAGUUUUGAAAAUUGGAAGCGAUGGAAAUCUGGUUGUUUUGGAUGGAAAUGGCACCGCAGUUUGGUCUACUAACGCUUCAACCGCCACUAACACGACUGCCACUAACACGACCGCCACACUCAGUGACGAAGGAAGUCUUGUUCUUUCCGGCAGCGGCGAUGCCGGCGAGGUCUACUGGCAGAGCUUUGAUCAUCCAGCGGACACUUUUUUGCCGGGGAUGAAAGUUGAGGUGAAUGAUGCCAUCGGAGAGAAUCGGUUUUUGAGUUCGUGGAAGUCGGAAAGUGACCCUUCGGCCGGAGGUUACUCAAUGGGCGUUGAUCCUCGAGGAUCGCCGCAGUUUGUGAUAUGGGAAGGAUCAGAACGGCGGUGGCGAAGCGGGCAUUGGAACAAGCAGAUAUUCAUCGGAAUGCCGACUAUGCCAACGAAUUAUGAAUCUGGUUUUAGGCUUAGUGAUGAGAAUGCGAAUGGGAGCUCAUAUUUUACUUACAAACUAUCAAGUACUUCGGAGAAGUUGAGGUUUCGGAUAAGUUGGGACGGGUACGAGGAGCUGCUGAGAUGGGUGGAAGAGAAGAACCAGUGGGAAGUGAUAGAAUCUCAGCCUAACAAGACCAACCAGUGUGAGUUUUACAACAAAUGUGGAAAGUUUGGGGUGUGUAGUGCAUCCGAUGAUUCGGGUUCGAUUUGCAGUUGUAUGCAUGGAUUUCAACCUAGGGACUCGGAUCAAUGGAUGAAGGGAAAUUGGUCGGAGGGGUGUUUGAGGAAAACCUUAUUGCAGUGUCAGAGAAAUAGUACUAAUGGAACGGCGGCAAGUGAUGAAAAAGAUGGAUUUGUAGGGAUAAGAGGUGCCAAGUUGCCAGAUUUCGCAGACUUAGUUAACGCAGGUCCAGGGGAGGGUUGUGAGGAGAAAUGUCUUGUGAAUUGUUCUUGUACUGCUUAUGCAUUUGUUGAAGGGAUUGGUUGUAUGAUGUGGACCGGGGACUUGAUUGACGUCGAACAAUUUACAUUGGGAGGAAACACGUUGCAAAUUCGUGUUGCGCAUUCGGAUUUAGGUAACAAGAAAAAAUUAUCCACCGUUGUGAUAGCAGUAAUUUCAGUAGCGGGAGCACUAUUCGUAGUCAUCAUCCUAUUGCUUUUGUGGUGGUUCAAAGCAAAACUGAAAGUGCUGCCCAUAAGUUCUUCAAUUUCAUGGUUAAGGGGCAGUGAUACACCAAUGCUCGAUGCUGGAAAGAGUGAAGAAUUCUCAACAGAUACUUCAGGAUCAGUUAACGUUUUUGCACAAGGGAAUCAAGCAAAUGGAUCCGAAUUACCGCUGUUCAAUUUCAGUUGUGUAGCAGCUGCUACGAACAACUUUUCUGAAGAAAACAAGCUUGGGAAGGGGGGAUUUGGUACUGUCUACAAGGGUAGCCUUCCAGGGCUACCACAAAUAGCCGUAAAAAGACUUUCGAGAAGGUCUACUCAAGGGUUGGAGGAGUUCAAGAACGAGAUUAGUCUGAUUGCUAAGUUACAACACAGGAAUCUCGUGAGGCUAUUGGGCUGCUGCAUUGAAGGAGAAGAAAAGAUACUGGUUUAUGAAUACAUGCCAAACAAAAGCUUGGAUUUCUUUCUUUUCCAUCCAGCCAACCGAUCACUACUAGAUUGGAGAAAACGCUUUACGAUUAUUGAAGGGAUUGCACGAGGGCUCCUUUAUCUCCAUCGAGAUUCAAGACUUAGAAUUAUUCAUCGAGACCUAAAAGCUAGCAACAUUUUGCUGGAUGAAGAUAUGAUCCCCAAAAUUUCAGACUUUGGCAUGGCAAGAAUAUUCGGGGGUAAUGAAAAAGAAGAAAAUACAGCCCGAGUUGUUGGCACCUACGGUUAUAUGUCACCUGAAUAUGCAAUGGAAGGUCUGUUUUCGGUAAAGUCAGAUGUUUAUAGCUUUGGUGUAUUGCUGCUAGAGAUUGUGAGUGGCCGAAGGAACACUAGCUUGCGAUCAACGGAACACUUAAGCCUUAUUGGAUAUGCAUGGCAUCUUUGGAACGAGAAUCGAGCAACGGACCUCAUUGAUCCUUCCAUCGCAGAAACAUGUUCCCAGAACGAAACUGAAGUAUUGAGAUGUAUACAUGUAGGGUUACUGUGUGUGCAAGACCAUGCAGCUAGUAGACCAACCAUGUCGGCCGUGGUGUUAAUGCUGGAAAGUGAAGCUGCAAAUCUUCAGUUGCCAGUAGAACCUAUAUUUACCUCAAUUAAGAGACAUGUGGUUGUGGAUACAAAAUUUAGUACAGAAGGCCAGGAUAUAGCACCCUCGAAUGAUGUAACGAUUACAAUGGUGGAAGGGAGAUGAUCGGUAAUCUUGCUCCAUGUUUCUAUGCUGUUCCAUCUCCUAUGAGGGUUAUUAGCAAUAUUUGUAUAGCCUGUAAUUUUCGUUAAACGAUUGUGAGCGGAAAAGUAAAUACUCAGACACCGGAGUUCUAGUAGACAUUGAUAUUUUGGAUUUUGACGACUAUCAUUCUCGA